UCUUACAUCUACUCAACGCACUUCAACAGCGAGCUCGGAUUCAGGUUAUUAAUUGGUUAAAUAUAUUUUCAUCGACAAAACGUGGCAAACAAGCAGGAGUAACUCCAGAUGAAACUACGGAUCGUUUCUGUCUAGUACAUCUUUUUGCAAUUCAAACAUACUGUUAUAACAAUGGAGUUUAUUAAAGAGGAAAGUGAAGACAUGAGUUAUUCAGAGCCAUGCAGAGUGAAAGAUGAAGAUACUGAGGAACUGAGAGAUUUGAUGAAGGUGAAAGAAGAAAACGAAAAACUGAAUGACUUUGACGAGAAGCACCACGACUAUCAGAAUUCCUCCGAUUUCAAUUCUGAAGAAAAACCUUUUAGUUGCUCACAGAGCGAUGAACAUUUGAAUCAAGAGCCUUCAUUCACCUGCCCUGAAUGUGGAAGGAGUUUCACUCAAAAACAACAUCUGACCAGACACAUGAGAGCUCACACUGCAGAGAAGCCGUUCACAUGUGUGGAGUGUGGAAAGAGUUUCACACACCACGAAAAGCUAAAUACGCACAUGAGAAUCCACACCGGAGAGAAGCCGUUCACGUGUCCUCAGUGCGGAAAGAGAUUCUCGCAGAAAUCAAACCUGAACACUCAUUUGAGGAUUCACACUGGAGAAAAACCCUUCGCAUGUCAUCACUGCGGAAAGAGCUUCACAUGCAAAGGAAACCUUAAUAUGCAUGUGCGAAUUCACACCAGAGAGAAGCGGUUCACAUGCCCUCAGUGUGGACUGAGUUUCACUGAGAAAAAAGUCCUUAAGAAUCACAUACGAAUUCACACUGGAGAGAAACCCUUCACGUGUCUUCAGUGCGGAAAAAGCUUCACUCGGUCAGGAUCCCUGAAAGUACACGAGCGACUGCACACCGCAGCGAAGCCGUAUCACUGCGCUUCAUAUUUGAUGAAGGUGAAAGAAGAAAACGAAAAACUGAAGGACUUUGACGAGAAGCACCACGACUAUCAGAAUUCCUCUGAUUUCAAUUCUGAAGAAAAACCUUUUAGUUGCUCACAGAGCGAUGAGCAUUUCAUCACCUGCCCUGAAUGUGGAAGGAGUUUUACUCAAAAACAACAUCUGACCAGACACAUGAGAGCUCACACUGCAGAGAAGCCGCUCACAUGUGUGGAGUGUGGAAAGAGAUUCACACACCACGAAAGGCUAAAUACGCACAUGAGAAUCCACACCGGAGAGAAGCCGUUCACGUGUCCUCAGUGCGGAAAGAGAUUCACGCAGAAAUCAAACCUGAACACUCAUUUGAGGAUUCACACUGGAGAAAAACCCUUCGCAUGUCAUCACUGCGGAAAGAGCUUCACAUGCAAACGAAACCUUAAUAUGCAUGUGCGAAUUCACACCAGAGAGAAGCGGUUCACAUGCCCUCAGUGUGGACUGAGUUUCAACGAGAAAAAAGUCCUUAAGAAUCACAUACGCAUUCACACUGGAGAGAAACCCUUCACGUGUCUUCAGUGCGGAAAGAGUUUCACGCGGAAAUGCAACCUGAUGAUUCACAUGAAGAUUCACACUCGAGAAAAACCCUACAAGUGCUCACACUGUGGAAAGAGCUUCACUCGGUCAGGAUCCCUGAAAAGACACGAGCGACUGCACACCGCAGCGAAGCCGUAUCACUGCGCUUCGUGUAGGAGGAGAUUCAGUUCAUCAAGAAAUCUACAGAUUCAUAGAAAAACAUGCUGCUCACUGGCCAAAGAAAUGGACACAAGGUAAAUGGUACAAAAGCCAAAAGUGGAGUUUUUCCCAAAGGACAUAUUGAGGGGCAGUAACAAAGGAAACUGAGUGUUAAUCAAUAAAUAAAAAAGUAUGAUGUUAAGACAAUAAAAAUGUAAUAUAUAGUUCAGUCAUGAAACUCUCUAGAUGGCGCAGCCGAUGGGUUGUUAAUGUAACCGAUGAUAUUUAGAAGGUUAAACGACUUGGCACAAGCUGAUUGGUUCAUGCUGCAUAUGCAGCCAAU
Molecule: messenger RNA, 1987 nt
Organism: Sinocyclocheilus rhinocerous
Lineage: Eukaryota; Metazoa; Chordata; Actinopteri; Cypriniformes; Cyprinidae
Product: gastrula zinc finger protein XlCGF26.1-like
Exons: 3
Coding region: 172-1743 (523 amino acids)
Biological process (GO): regulation of transcription by RNA polymerase II
Molecular function (GO): RNA polymerase II cis-regulatory region sequence-specific DNA binding; DNA-binding transcription factor activity
Source: RefSeq, a predicted model, not a curated record